This is a messenger RNA of Manihot esculenta (cassava), 2257 nucleotides long. RefSeq names its product vacuolar protein sorting-associated protein 9A. Gene Ontology annotation, cellular component: cytosol; endocytic vesicle. NCBI's taxonomy places the organism in Eukaryota, Viridiplantae, Streptophyta, Magnoliopsida, Malpighiales, Euphorbiaceae. Gene Ontology annotation, molecular function: guanyl-nucleotide exchange factor activity; small GTPase binding. The transcript is spliced from 5 exons. The record is from RefSeq and is a predicted model, not a curated record. Bases 281 to 1732 code for a protein of 483 amino acids. Gene Ontology annotation, biological process: vesicle-mediated transport.
AAAUAGCCAAAAAUUCGUUAAUUAAGUGGAAAAAGUCCAAAAAAUGUUUUCGGUCCCUUAGGCAAUUUUGACGUCGAUUCUUCAUCGGUCUGCAAAUUGCAAUACGGUUCGUUUCUUGGGGACGCACUGUACUGGACCAUCUUCUUCCCUCCGUGGACUUCCUUGCUCAUCCGGCAUCCAAUUUUCUAUCUCCACAAGACUUCAAUCACUCUAGUUCCAAGACCUAAAACUGGUUUUUAGAAGACGAACUAGAAAGUAAUCGGACGGUGGGAGAAUCGGAAUGGAGAACGCUGACGUUUUCCUAGGUUUGCAUGACUUCUUAGAGCGCAUGCGCCAACCAACCGCCGCUGAUUUCGUCAAAUCCAUUAAGAGCUUCAUUGUCUCUUUCUCAAACAAUGCUCCUGAUCCAGACAAGGACAGUGCUCUGGUACAGGAGUUUCUUGCCAACAUGGAAGCAGCUUUCAGGGCUCAUCCACUCUGGGCUGGUUGCUCAGAUGAGGAGCUGGAGAGUGCUGGUGAAGGACUCGAGAAGUAUGUAAUGACAAAGUUAUUUACUCGUGUGUUUGCUUCACUUCCUGAUGAUGUUAAAGUUGAUGAGCAACUUUCUGAGAAGAUGUCUUUGAUUCAACAAUUCAUUAGGCCAGAAAAUUUAGACAUUAAGCCAACCUUUCAAAAUGAAACAUCAUGGCUGCUUGCCCAGAAAGAACUGCAAAAGAUCAAUAUAUACAAAGCACCGAGAGACAAACUUGUGUGCAUUCUCAAUUGUUGCAAGGUCAUAAAUAACUUACUGCUUAAUGCUUCAAUUGCUUCCAAUGAGAAUCCUCCUGGGGCUGAUGAAUUUCUUCCUGUACUAAUAUUUGUUGCUAUAAAGGCAAACCCUCCGCAGCUGCACUCAAAUUUACUGUAUAUACAACGGUAUAGGCGUCAAUCCCGGUUAGUUGCGGAAGCAGCAUAUUUUUUCACAAAUAUGCUCUCCGCGGAGUCUUUCAUAUCAAACAUUAAUGCAGAAUCCCUUUCAAUGGAGGAAAAUGAAUUUGAAAAGAACAUGGAAUCUGCUCGAGCUCUUCUAUCUGGGCUUUCAACUGAUUUGGAUAGUCUGUCUAAUCAAAGUGAUCAAAAUGUUGGAAAUAAUCUUAAAGCAGAAGUUAUGGAUUCCAAACUUCAAGCUUUAACUUCUACCAAGGAAAGGGACUCCUCCAUCAGAUCCAGCCCUUCUGAAACAAGAUCUGGCAGCAAGGACGUACAACAUGUGAAAGAUGAGUCAUCUGUGGCAAGGGUUCAAUCCCUCUCAGAUAUAGAGAACAGAGGAGCACUGAUGCUUUUAAAGGAGGACCUGGCAAGUAAAGUCUUUCAAGAAUACCCAUACUUGUUUGCUCAUACUGGUGAUCUGACAAUCAAUGAUGUAGAAGACCUACUAGAUAAUUACAAAAAGCUGGUUUUCAAGUAUGUUUGUCUUUCCAAAGGACUGGGUGGUGCUAUCCCGUCGCUUAAUCUGUCCACUUGUCAUCACUCUGAAGCUGAAACUGUCAAAGAACAUCAGGACACUGGAGCAGUAGAGCUAAAUGAUGAAUCACAAAAACAUACUACUGUGAUGGAUAGUUCGUUCACAGAUUCUCUUGUCAGUGAAGAAAAUAUCAAAUCAAUCAGUGAAGAAAAUAUCAAAUCAAAGUCCCAACUUGAUGAGACAAUAGCAUCUCAAGAGGAGGGAAAGGAGGAAAAUUCUCAAGGAUAGUUCAACGAGUCUGGGCUAUAUAGGAGUAACGCAGUUUUCAUACCCCGCUGUAACUAGAGCUACUUAUUUUUCUUUCUGCUGAAAGAACUGUUUUGAAUUUGGGUUUCAAGUACAGGGAGGACAAUGAAGGGCCAGUUAGAUAUCUAUUGUUUCUUUUAGUGACACAUACGAACGUUAUUUCCAUGGAGGCAUACUUACGAGGCACCACCUGAUCCCAGAAUUUUUUCCCCCUUGUCUAUGUGGCAUAAUUGAUCAUAUCUAGCAGAAUGCACAUGGACGUGGAUGAUUAAAUUGGUAGUACCUGUUGCUUUACCCUAUCAAGAGGUACAUCCUCUCAGUUCUUUCCUCUCUUUUUGUUCUCUAGUAAUCCAUGUUGUAAAUUAUUGCAGUACCGCUAACUGGGCUCUUGAUUAUUUUGCUGCUUUAUACUUGUACAAAGACUAUGGGAAUGAUUAGAUUCUAUCUGUUUUAGUUUUUCCUUUUGAAUUUUGUAGCUUUUAUCAAGUAUGACCGAAUGAUUUUACA